GGAUGCUGGACGUUCGCUUACUUUAACACAUGGAACUGGACUUCAGUAGAGUUGAUGCAGAAAUACACAAGGCAGAUUAGGAUAAAUGACAAUUCAAAAUGGAUUACAGGGAAUAUACAAUACACAAUACUGAUUAUUAUUAGAGAUUAUACAUUUUUAUCAAACAUUUUCUUCGACACAUUUAAAAAAUUUAUAUUUGCCCGAAGAUGGUGAUAACGACGACGAAGAAGAACAAUUUGCGUGGGAACGUCAAGAGGAUUUUAACCAGUGGAUGACAACAUACACAUUGUGAAAUCAAAUAAUUUGGAAUUGUAUAAAAAACACCAACGAUCUUUAAAAGAUCAAACCAUUGAUGAAUCUGUGUUCAAGUGCCAAACGCAAGGAGUUUAGAAGAUUUGUAUAAAAGAUGAGGACUUGGAAUUUAGUAACGUUAUUAUUUGUUGUGUAUUUAUUUAUAUCUGUCCCUCCCUGGCUUGUUACGACGCCUGCAGUCCUCGGUGAAGACAUCACAUAUACCAAUAAAACUAAAAAUCAAUCGCACAUAGACACAUCAAAGAGUAAAGAUGAGCCCCCAGAGAGAAAGGGUGGAACACUAGUCGAUGUCCUCAUAAAUUUACAAAAGAUAGCAGAAGAAAAACUAGGAUUAAGUCAUAAACAAGGUGAAGAAAAGAAUGUAAAUAAAUUUUUCGAAAGUGACAUAAUAUUAAGUCCAGAUCAGGCCUCUGUGUUAAUGGAUGACCUGACCAGUAUUUCUAGAAAAAAGCGAAAGCUCACAGCAGACACUAGAAAAUGGUGGCAUUUACCCAUUCCAUUUGCCUUUGAUGGCAGACAUGAUGAACAUGAAAAACAAGAGAUUCGUUUAGCUAUAGACCAUUGGGAGUCACAAACCUGUAUAAAAUUUGUAGAAUAUAAUUAUAAUCUUAGAUCAACUAAGGAUUUUCCUAGGAAAAUACUUCUAUUCACUAAAGAAAGCGGAUGCUGGUCAUACGUAGGUUUUAUGAAUCAAAAUAUGCAACGAAUAUCUAUAGGACCCGGUUGCAUGGGGACUGGAACUAUUGCUCACGAGAUAGGUCAUUCCAUUGGUUUCUGGCACGAACAGAGCAGGCCAGACAGAGAAGACUAUAUUACUAUUCAUUAUGACAAUAUAAAAGAUGGAAAGGCGUAUAACUUUCAAAGAAGGACUUGGAAAGAAAUAACUGAUCUAGAAGUUCCAUAUGACAUAGGAUCUGAUUUACAUUAUGGGUCAAAGUACUUUUCUAGUAAUGAGCGCUAUACUAUAGAGACCAAAGAUCCAUUGAUGCAGAAUGUACUAGGCCAGAGACAAGAGCUUUCAUUCUAUGAUGUAAAACUGGCUAACAAUGCUUAUUGUAAAACUCACUGCGACUCCAACCUCCUUCCACAAACCUGCCAACGGGAUGGCUACCAGGACCCAGCCGAUUGUAAACGUUGUCGAUGUAGCGAUGGCUUCUCUGGUAGAUAUUGUGACACUGCUGCUCCGGGAGUAAGAGCAUCUUGUGGUGGUGUAGUGUAUGCUGGAACUGGCGUCAUAUACUCACCAGGCUACCCAAACUAUCUCUAUAAAACUGGUCAGAAAUGUAGUUGGCUCAUCAAGGCUCCUAUUGGAAAACACAUCUAUCUACGCUUCCAAGACAAGUUCGACCUAACCUGUGACCCUGACCUUUGUAAAGACUUUGUGGAGGUCAGAUAUAGGUCAAAUCUCGGCGCCACUGGUGCAAGGUUCUGCUGUUCUAAUCUUCCGGAUAUAACAGUGAGAUCUGAUACAAACGAGAUGAUGGUCCUUUUUAGAUCCUUUGUUGGAAACAGGGUCGGAUUUAAAGCAAUGUAUUUUACAGAUACAUGUGGUGGAUGCGGAUCCAAGUACCCGUCAUUACAGGAGCCAUGCCAUAGAAGCAAGGAAUACAGAUGUACCAGAACGUGGAACACUAAAUAUACCGUUCAGUGUCCAUCUUGGUGGAGAACUCCCAAUUGUGGAACAAAAUAUAAGCAAGUCGUACGGUAUUCUACCUGUGUUAAAGAUGAAGUUUACUGCUGUGGGAAUUUUGCCUUAGUUGGCGAUCUCUGUAGAUCAAUGUCGCAAGCUGAUCAACUGCCAGUAGGGGACCAACCAGGCACUGAACCAAGUACACCAGGUGGCGCUACCAUAGACCCAUCUUCACUCUGGUCUGCUUGGACGAACUGGUCAACGUGUUCCAAAUCUUGCGGAGGGUGUGGAAAGAGAAGUAGAAGCAGAACAUGUCUAUCACCUGGAAAGUGCGAAGGAAACAAAAACUUUGAGAAUCAGUAUGAAGACUGUGGCCAUGAACCGUGUCCCUCAACGUUCACUCGGGCAUGUAAAGUCCAGGAAAAGUACCAAGUUUUCUGUAACCCAUGGACAAUGCAAAUGUGUACAAGGUAUAGAUCAGUAUAUAAACUAUGCACCAGUCAAUGCUGUCAUGGCUUCAAGUUUGAGGAUAAGAAAUGCAUUCCUGCGUAGUAGCACAUGCGUUUGCUGUCAUACAAGUCUGAUGAAAACAAGUAUAAAAUAUAGCAUAGCAGAGUGAUAAACUGCGCAAAUAAUCCAGAAUGAAGAAUAGAUGGCAUGCAAGUGUGCGGCAUCAGUGAACAGCUCACAAACUAUGAAUAAUGCUUCC
Molecule: messenger RNA, 2651 nt
Organism: Owenia fusiformis
Lineage: Eukaryota; Metazoa; Annelida; Polychaeta; Sabellida; Oweniidae
Source: the annotation of a GenBank genome assembly